This is a messenger RNA of Xyrichtys novacula (pearly razorfish), 1905 nucleotides long. Lineage: Eukaryota; Metazoa; Chordata; Actinopteri; Labriformes; Labridae. The record is from the annotation of a GenBank genome assembly.
AUGCCUAACACGAAAGAGUCCAGCCAGGGAGACCCCCUGAGGGACAUACACCCAGUGUUGGCAAACUUGACUAGUCAGCUGAUACCUCAGUACAUGACUAAGAUUCAAAAGGCCAAACCCUCCAAUCCGGAGGAUGAAAUGGCUGACCUACUGGAAACAGCCUUAACCACGACACUUCGUGACAAAGAGCUCACUAGACGCAUGUCUGUCGUGAUGUCUUCUCAGCUUGAGUAUAAAGACUACUUGCUGGAAUGCGCUUUAGCAAAGAUAAAGACGCAAAAAGAAGAAAACAGCGCUCUGAAAAAGACGCUAGAAGAGACUAAGAAGUCUCUAAGUGUUUUAGAAAAACACAGUGCCAGAUGUGAAGCGUCAAAGCUUCCCUCACUGAUAAGUCAUGAAGAAAAUCUUGAUCUCAAAGACAAGAUUGAAAGACUUAAUGAAACCCUUUACAAAAAGGAGAAAGAACUUGAUGACACGAAUAAUCAGCUUGCUAAGACCACAGAGGAUCUGAUACAGUCAGAAUCCCUGCUAGAGCAAGCAACAGAAGAUGUAAAAGCUUUGAAAGCACUGGUCAAAGUGCGUGCUGAAGCUCUUGAAGUUAAGGAGAAGCAAACUUCUACCUUACGGCACCAGCUCCAUAUAGCUCAAAGACAGUUAAUUCUUUGUCAAGAACGGCAAGAAGAGAUAGGCAAAGAACUUGAAGAUGACCAAAGAGAGUUACAAUGCUCCCUCCAGUCAGGUCGAGCCCAAAGAGAACGCAUGGAGCAAACGUUUCUUGAAGAAAUGAUAGGUGAUCAGCCUCCUGAGAGAGCGCCAUCACUUCCUUCCAAACCAACUCUUAAGUAUAUCUCUCAGCAUCAUGACAGGACCCUGCUUGACCCUGAGAGGUCAUCCUUAAACCAAGAGUCCUACUCUCCUCCUCAUGAUGGCUUCUUACCAUCUCCCUCAGAUAGGGAUCUUGACAAAAUUGCUCGCAACCUAGCACGCUUUGAACCUGAGCACCAAGGUGCUAUUGACACCUGCACCUACUUGAAAGACAUUGACUUUUACCUGAGGAAAUGUCCAGGUGCAACCGUUGAUGACAAAAUCUACCUUAUUAAGGCGACGUCAAGUCGAGAGGUUAGCAGUUUCCUUGAACGACAGCCUUAUCAUGUCAGAAAUAAUUAUGACUUGCUCUGCCAAGCAUUAAUUGAAGAGUUUUCUGACUAUUUGACCCAGACAGGCCUCUCUGCUGCUCUGUCUAUUAAACAAGGGAGAUCAGAACCUCCCCAACAUUAUUACAACCGCUUACGCGAAGCUUACUUUGGUUUCCGAAAUGAACCAGAAAUGGAGGAGGACUUGAACUUCAAAACGCUGUUCGUCCAGAACCUCCACCCUACCACCAGUCAUCACCUUGGCGUCUUAGCUUGUCCAAACACUUCGACUAGCCGACAGCUUCGUGAACUUGCUGUAAAAGGUUUUGCCAAACAACGACAAACUUUGGCUAAGAAAGCAGAGCCCGUUACUCUCUUGGCUAUGGAGACAAAAUCACUGCCCAUGGAGCUGAACGAAGCUUCAGACUGUGUUUUUUCAGGCUCCGAUAAGCCUCCAAAUGAGUGGUUAACCAGGCCUCCAAAACCUUUUCGACCUCAACAAACUCACAAAGGUCAAAGUUACACACCAAGGCCCAGGUCUGACCCAGACCAAUGCCAGGUAAACUUUGAGACCAACUGUUGUUAUUCAGACUCCCGUCACGGUGGGUUUUAUCCCAGACAAAGGAAAAACCAUCAACACCGCCAAAGGGGGGUGAAUGACUGGCAGAAUCAGAGUAAAUCACACUCUCAGAAACGACGAUCUUAUUAUCCACCUCAAUCGGUUUCAUCCACUUCGAAGGUGAAUAAACAUGACAACUCAGCUAACCACUGA